AUGGAUGAGACUACGAGUAUUGAGAACGUGGAAUCAAAAGUAAUUAAUAAAAUUAAUGAAAAGUUUGGAAGUGAUGUGUUAAAAUUAAGCGAAAGUGAUGAUUUGCAAAAAAAUUUGGAAGAAGAAAAGAAAAACAUUGAAAAUUCAUUGAUUGUAGAUAACAAUGAUGUGCCAUCGAAAAUAUCUUCAGCAUUGCAACAUGUUCAAAAUACACUAGAUAAAAUAAAUAAAUUGUCUGAGAGACACAAUGAUUUAUGUAAAUCUGUUGAUACAUAUGAAAAAAAAGUAUGUAAAGUUAAAAGUAAGGCAGCAGAUUAUAUUGACAAAAUUACUGCUCUGGAAAAAGCCAGUGCUUAUUUAGAAGUAAUUAAAAAGGUUGAAGAACUAUCAAGUUCACUCGAAUCAGGAAUUAAUGAAAAGAAUGAAAAAAAACAAAUAACCAAUUACAUAGCGUUGAAUGACAUAUGUGAAUCAUUAGUUAAUUCAAAAUGCACUCAUUUGUUAUUAUAUGUUAAUGAAACUGUUCAUUACUGGCAUAACAUUUUAAAAGAUCAUUUUAAUGCUGAUUAUGAAGAAAUACUUAAAACUCUUAAAUGGCCUUUUAUUGGAAAUAUACUUAGAAGCACUCAUACUACAGAAACGCUUAAUCGUUUUCAAACAUUGACAGAAUAUUUAAUUCAAAUACAAUUGCCUAAAGAAAAACAACCUUUAAUUUUUCCAACAGAGUUUGAGCCUUUGAGUCUACCAAUGACACAAUUAAUAAAACCUUUGAAAAAAAGGUUUUCAUAUCACUUUAUGGGUUCUAAGCAAACUAACAGAGCUGAUAAACCCGAGUGGUAUUUUACACAAAUCUUGACAUGGAUUAGGGAUCACCAAGAUUUUGUUGAACAAAAUGUACAACCGGUUUAUAAUAAACUUAACAUUAAAAAAACUUCAGCUAGGAUUGAAUUUAUUAGAGGUUUGGUGCAUAUAGCUGUUGAAAAACUUCAUUUCGAGCUUCCACAAUUAAGUUAUAAUGAUUCUUUGUUUGCUCACUGCAUGGAUGAAGCAUUAGGAUUUGAUAAAGAAGUAAGAAAUGGCUAUGGUUAUCCUACUUCUGAGCCUGGAGUUAUAGAAAUAAUUACUCAGGCUCAAAUUUUUCUUAAGUGGAUCAACAUGGAAAAACGAUUGACAUUGGAAAAAAUGGACAUUUUUUUAACAUCCCCAUCUGCAUUUAACACUCUUGUAUCAGGGGAUAUUGAUGAAAAUAGAAUUACAGAAUGCGGUCACAGUUUUAUAAAUUUAUUAUCAACUCUGACUGAAAGAUAUGAAAUUCUACCUCAACCAGGACACAAGCUACAAUUUUUACAGUUACAAUUAGAUUUAAUCGAUGAUUUUAGAGUUCGUUUACUCCAAAAGCUAAAUGAAGAAAGUUCAGAUUUGUUAACAUCAAAAUUUCCAUUUAUUUUAAAUACUGUUAAUUAUGUAAGAGAUAUUUUGGAAGAAUGGGGUAGUACAACUCAUUUUUUACAUCUUCAAUUUUUCAAAAGUAAAUUAGAUGGCAAAAUUGAGUCUACAGGUUCGGUUUUUGAUGAAUGUUUAACUGUUUUGACUAAAAUGAAAAAUGAUUUGUUAGUUGAUUUGGUUGAUCAUGUCUUUAUGGAUAUAAAGGCUAAAAGUAUGCCUUACAGAAAGGAUAAAUGGCAUGCAAUGGAAUCGAUGAAAAAUUAUGUGAAACCGACAAUAACUCCUACUGCUUGUCCAAUGUUUGAAGUUUUAAUUUCUAAACUUCACCAAAUGCAAGAAUUUUUGGCUGCUUCUUUGUUCAACAAAUGUUGGCAAAUGUUGGCACAAAAAAUUGACCAAUAUUUAUAUGAAGAAAUUGUAUCGAUAUGUGUUUUUAAUGAAGGUGGAGCAUUACAAUUUCAUUAUGAUAUAACAAAAAAUUUAUUUCCUUUAUUUGGAUUCAUGUAUUUUGUUAACAAUGCCAAUAGGAUUGGCAUUAUCUCUCAUUCAAGCAAUUACAGAAAAAGAAGAAGAAUAUGCAGCAAGUGA
Pediculus humanus corporis (human body louse) is the source of this 2034-nucleotide messenger RNA. RefSeq lists its product as uncharacterized. Gene Ontology annotation, cellular component: Dsl1/NZR complex. The transcript is spliced from 8 exons. Gene Ontology annotation, biological process: retrograde vesicle-mediated transport, Golgi to endoplasmic reticulum; endoplasmic reticulum to Golgi vesicle-mediated transport; regulation of ER to Golgi vesicle-mediated transport. Bases 1 to 2034 code for a protein of 677 amino acids. Lineage: Eukaryota; Metazoa; Arthropoda; Insecta; Psocodea; Pediculidae. The record is from RefSeq and is a predicted model, not a curated record.